Emericellopsis atlantica is the source of this 416-nucleotide messenger RNA. RefSeq lists its product as uncharacterized. The coding region runs from base 100 to 315 and encodes 71 amino acids. The transcript has a single exon. Lineage: Eukaryota; Fungi; Ascomycota; Sordariomycetes; Hypocreales; Bionectriaceae. The record is from RefSeq and is a predicted model, not a curated record.
AAGUUACAAUAGAUUUGUCCUGGUCCGGAGGCGGGGUGCCGUACCGUCCGCCUGCUCUGUCCGGGUCGGUCACGGGCGUCAAAGUACGCGUAAACCGGGAUGUGGCAGAGGAUGCGUAUCUGGUCAUGGGCAGUAUCAUUAGCCAACGCAAUCGUAACAAGUACCGUUCACGCCAUGGGUAAGGACAGCCACAUACAGACAGAAUCAAUCAUCAGCCACUGGGCCCGUGUGGGUAUCCAUGUCGUCGUCGACAGGUCGAUACUGCACAGCAAGUCGCACCUCCUGGACAUCCAUCCAUAUCCGGCUAAAGGUUAACCGAGAAAGCAAGAUCAUGCAGCAGAAACUGCACUAGUUAGUACACAAGAUCAAGGAUCCCAACUUCAGAAAGCUUUCCCUGUUAGACGCCGCUGCCGCUC